Molecule: messenger RNA, 831 nt
Organism: Huiozyma naganishii CBS 8797
Lineage: Eukaryota; Fungi; Ascomycota; Saccharomycetes; Saccharomycetales; Saccharomycetaceae
Gene: SEC65
Product: RNA-binding signal recognition particle subunit SEC65
Exons: 1
Coding region: 1-831 (276 amino acids)
Biological process (GO): SRP-dependent cotranslational protein targeting to membrane; SRP-dependent cotranslational protein targeting to membrane, signal sequence recognition
Cellular component (GO): signal recognition particle, endoplasmic reticulum targeting
Molecular function (GO): 7S RNA binding
Source: RefSeq, a predicted model, not a curated record
AUGCCGAAACUAGAGGAGAUAGAGGACUACGAUGAUGUCGACAAUAUGGAGAUGGACAUCGCUGAGAUUGACUCCAAUUUAAGGACUCCAAUCGCUCCUAAGAUAGUGCCUAGCGUGGUCAGAAGUCAAGACCAAGAACAAGAUCAGUCAAACCAGGUUCUUGCGAUGCAACAGAGAACUGGUGCUGGAAAAUCCAAUGGGGAGCAAAUAAGCUUUUUCAAUCCGAAAACGGGCGGAUUGGAAGGGUCCACGCAUAUUUCCAAGGAGGAUUUGAAAGAGAUGAAGAAAUUCCAAGUGUUAUACCCGUGCUAUUUUGACAAGAACAGAUCACACAAGAACGGUAGACGGGUGCCCGUUACGGAAGCUGUGGAAAACCCUCUGGCAAAAACGGUCGCAGAUGCGGUGCGUAGCGUCGGUCUUCUAUGCGUGUUUGAAGGUGAAAAAACACACCCACAGGACUUUGGUAACCCGGGGAGAGUACGUGUUCUUCUCAAGGAGAACGGGAAUGUAGUUCAGUCCGCGUCCGCUUACAAAGGUGGUAAAAGACAACUGCUGAAAGAUAUAUCAUCAUAUCUACAAGCUCACCCAACCACACUGCAGUCGCUAAAAGAAAUACCUUACGGGCCAGAUUUCGAUAACAUUGAGUCGAGGAGAAUUCCGAAAGUGAAGGGGCUGAAGAUGAACGACAUUGUCCCACUUCACAGUCCCUUCAUGAUGGGCCAUCCAAUGACCAAAUCAUUGUACGACGCACCCCCACCUGCCCCUGCGAUCGCCAACAGCGAGAAACCGAUGAAGGCACCCAAGAACAAGUACAAAGUUGUAAGAAGGUGA